UCAGGACUGUUUCCACCUGGGGUUCGGGGUUCGGGUCGGCAGCGGAGCAGGGCGUGGGGCCCAAUGGGGGAUGAGAAGGAUUCCUGGAAAGUGAAGACCUUGGAUGAGAUCCUGCAGGAGAAGAAGCGGCGGAAGGAGCAGGAGGAGAAGGCCGAAGUCAAGCGACUAAAAAACUCUGAUGACCGGGACUCCAAGCGAGACUCUCUGGAGGAGGGUGAGCUGCGGGAGCACCGCAUGGAGAUCACCAUCCGAAACUCACCGUGCCGGAGGGAGGACUCCCUGGAGGACAGGGGUGAGGAGGACGACUCUCUGGCCAUCAAGCCACCCCAGCAGAUGUCGCGCAAGGAGAAGACCCACCACAGGAAGGACGAGAAGAGGAAAGAGAAGAGAAGGCAUCGUAGCCGCUCAGCUGAAGGCGGAAAGCACGCCAGAGUGAAGGACAAGGAGAGGGAGCACGAGCGGCGGAAGCGGCACCGCGAGGAGCAGGAUAAGGCACGCCGCGAGUGGGAGCGACAGAAGAGGCGCGAGAUGGCAAGAGAACAUUCUAGAAGAGAGAGGGACCGGCUGGAGCAGCUGGAGCGGAAGCGGGAGCGAGAGCGCAAGCUGCGCGAGCAGCAGAAGGAACAGCGCGAGCUCAAGGAGCGGGAGCGGCGGGCUGGCGAGCGGCGCAAGGAGCGGGAGGCCCGCCGGGAAGUGUCUGCACACCACCGCUCCACGCGGGAGGACUACAGCGAUCGGGGAAAGGCCAGCCACUGGAGCCGCAGCCCCCUGCGGCCCCCACGAGAACGCGUGGAGCUGGGUGACGGCCGGAAGCCAGUGAAAGAAGAGAAGGCAGAGGAGAGAGACCCGCUCUCAGACCUGCAGGACGUCAGUGACAGCGAGAGGAAGACCAGCUCGGCCGAGUCCUCGUCAGCUGAGUCAGGGUCCGGGUCCGAGGAGGAGGAAGAGGAAGAGGAAGAGGAGGAAGAAGGAAGCACCAGUGAAGAGUCCGAGGAGGAAGAGGAGGAGGAGGAGGAAGAAGAGGAGGAGGAGGAGGAGACAGGCAGCAACUCAGAGGAGGUGUCAGAGCAGUCUGCAGAGGAAGUGAGCGAGGAGAUGAGUGAUGAGGAGGAGAGCGAGAGCCGCGUGCUGGUUGUUCCAGAAUCGCGCUUUGACCGAGAUUCGGGAGGAAGUGAAGACGGGGAGAAAGAGGUGGGUGAGGGCACCCCGCGGAGCAGUGCCCUGACCGAGGGAGACUGUGUGCCCGACUCGCCGGCCCUGUCACCGCUGGAGCUCAAGCCGGAGCUGCCCAAGUACCUGCCGGCCCUGCAGGGCUGCCGGAGUGUGGAGGAGUUCCAGUGUCUGAACAGGAUUGAGGAGGGCACCUACGGCGUCGUGUACCGAGCCAAGGACAAAAAGACAGAUGAGAUCGUGGCUCUGAAGCGGCUGAAGAUGGAGAAGGAGAAGGAGGGCUUUCCCAUCACGUCUCUGCGUGAGAUCAACACCAUCCUCAAGGCACAGCACCCCAACAUCGUCACGGUCAGGGAGAUCGUGGUGGGCAGCAACAUGGAUAAGAUCUACAUAGUGAUGAACUACGUGGAGCAUGACCUGAAGAGCCUCAUGGAGACCAUGAAGCAGCCCUUCCUGCCAGGGGAGGUGAAGACCCUCAUGAUCCAGCUGCUGCGCGGGGUGCGGCACCUGCAUGACAACUGGAUCCUGCACCGCGACCUCAAGACGUCCAACCUGCUGCUCAGCCAUGCCGGUGUCCUCAAGGUGGGUGACUUCGGGUUAGCCCGGGAAUAUGGGUCCCCACUGAAGGCCUACACCCCUGUGGUUGUGACACUGUGGUACCGCGCCCCGGAGUUGCUGCUGGGGGCCAAGGAGUACUCGACAGCCGUUGACAUGUGGUCUGUGGGCUGCAUCUUCGGGGAGCUGCUAACCCAGAAGCCGCUGUUCCCUGGCAAGUCAGAGAUUGACCAGAUCAACAAGGUGUUCAAGGACCUGGGCACCCCCAGUGAGAAGAUCUGGCCAGGCUACAGUGACUUGCCCGCCGUCAAGAAGAUGACCUUCAGCGAGUACCCGUAUAACAACCUGCGCAAGCGCUUCGGGGCACUGCUCUCGGACCAGGGCUUCGACCUCAUGAACAAGUUUCUGACCUACUUCCCUGGGAGGAGGAUCAGCGCCGAGGACGGGCUCAAGCAUGAGUACUUCCGGGAGACGCCACUGCCCAUCGACCCGUCCAUGUUCCCCACAUGGCCUGCCAAGAGUGAGCAGCAGCGAGUAAAGCGAGGCACCAGCCCCCGGCCACCUGAGGGAGGCCUGGGCUACAGCCAGCUGGGUGACGACGACCUGAAGGAGACCGGCUUCCACCUCACCACCACCAACCAGGGCGCCUCGGCCGCGGGCCCCGGCUUCAGCCUCAAGUUCUGAGCUCCAGGAGGGCCCUGCAGCCGUGUCCUUGCCGACCACAUUCCCCACCUUCUGUUUUUAUACUUUGGUUUGUAAAUUUGUGGAAUAAAACACCGUUUUCCUGUGGAG
Messenger RNA from Ochotona curzoniae (black-lipped pika), 2517 nucleotides. RefSeq names its product cyclin-dependent kinase 11B. Gene Ontology annotation, molecular function: cyclin-dependent protein serine/threonine kinase activity; ATP binding. The transcript has 20 exons. The record is from RefSeq and is a predicted model, not a curated record. Lineage: Eukaryota; Metazoa; Chordata; Mammalia; Lagomorpha; Ochotonidae. Gene Ontology annotation, biological process: protein phosphorylation; regulation of mitotic cell cycle. Gene Ontology annotation, cellular component: nucleus. Bases 64 to 2409 code for a protein of 781 amino acids.